UAAAAAAAUGUCAGUCCGUCUUAACCAUGUCUGUGAUCUAACAAACAAAACAUCAGUCGAAUGAAAAACCUUCGAUCAGUGAAUUUUACGGACAGAAAAAUCAAAGUGAAAGUGACGUGUGUUUGUAAUAUAUAACUGUGUUGUUCCUGGACUACGCAGUAUCCCCGACGGCUUCCAAUGUCCCGUGCUUAUUAGAUCGAUACGGUGCAACCAUAAUCGAUCCUUCAAUAGUGAGCUGGAAGAGCCAAGCUCUGCGGGCGAGUAAAUUACUCACUCGACAAUGACGACCCCGGAAAAAGAUAACUGUUCCUCCUCUUCCUCAUCGCAUUACGCUUUGCAUGUAGCGCUGCAGACGAUGAAGGAACGCUGUCAGAAUCUGCAGAAGCGAUUGAGUGUCCUGGAGGAGGAAAACAUAGCCCUGAAGAUGUCCCAACCCAGUCUGGACUCGCAGGAGAUCACAAACGAAAGGAGGGUAUCCAACCAAACGGAGCUGGAGGUGCUGCGGGAAAAGGUGUCGGAAUUGUCCCGGCACAAGAUCCAACUCACAGAGCACAUUUCGAUGGUGGCCGCCGAGAAUAGGCAACUGUGGAGCAGAUUGUCCAAGUUGACUAAGGACAAUCAGGCGCUGGGCGGUUCGGUGGCUCGUUUGAAGGAAUCUAUGGUCGCGAGUGGAUCACAGAAUUUGAUCCGUUCGAAGACGUUCACCAAGAAUGCCCCGAAUCCGAAGCUACGUGACAGACUGCCUCGCGAGGGAAGCGAUGGUUCGUCCUCGUCGGAAGAGAUAAAUCUGGAGCUGGAAGAUGUUUCGCUGCUGAACAAGUGUGGCUUCGUGGAUAGUGGAACCGGAGCGGAAAUGGGAUACCUCCAGCACGAUGGCGAGGAACUGCUGAUGUUCGAUUUGGAAAGCAACCCGGAUGCCAAGCGUUGCACCGAGGUGUUGUUGGACAUUCAAAAGGAACUGUUGCGACAGCAGACAAUGCUGAAAAUUGCCGCUGGAAAGCUACAGGCAACGAUAGAGAUAUGUCAGGGAUGCAAACACAAGAAGACUGAUGGGAAGCCUCUGAUGGUGGAUAAAACGGUGGAAGUGGGCAAUGACCUUCCCGGACAAGACAAACCAACAGCGAUGACGAUGGCGACACAUUCCACUGAGGAUCUUCCUCUGCCGGAGAUUCCAAUUGCCGCCGUUCCGAAGAGCGCAGGGAAUGCAGCAUCAGGGGCAACGGAAAUGGAGGCCAGCACGCUGAAGUACAUCAACAUCCUGCAGGAAAAGGUCAAAGCGGACGCGCAGGACAAGAUGUGUCCCAUGUGCGGCAAGAUUUACGUGAAGAACAUUUCGUUCGACGAGUUCCAGGAGCACGUGGAGGGUCACUUUAUCGACGAUAACGAACUGGAUCUGAGCCUGGAUCGGAACUACGAGUACAUCUCGCAGACGGUCGGCAACUUUUGACCGGAAGCCGAGCGACGGAUUUACUUUUUUAGCGAACUGUAAGGAUAACAAAUGAAGAGCGAAGACACUGAAGUAAGUGCAUGGUCUUGUUGGAUAGCAGUGAUUUCACCAGGAAGUAGGUUCGGUUCUGUUAGAUGAAAUUGAGUUGAGAGCUGGAAUGGUAACGUUUUGGAUUGAUUGAACCAAGAGGCAUCAUGAUUGAAUUGUGUAAGUAUUAACGUUGUUCGUUUAGUAAAUUUGUACAAUUAUAAUCAAACCUUAAAGUAUAGUAUUCGGACGAUGAAUAAUUUCGUCAAGUUUUAUCCGACAAGUUUAUUGCAAUACAUAAUCUACAUUCAAUUGCGCGUAUAGCCCAUACGUGUUGUCAUCUAAAGGGUUAGGAAUUAGCUUCCCCAUAAGCCUCGCUUUCAGUGCGAUUGUUAUAAAAAUUAUACUUAAGAAGCCGAUUCCUGGAUGAAAAUA
This is a messenger RNA of Aedes aegypti (yellow fever mosquito), 1909 nucleotides long. It is a transcript of the gene spn-F, whose product is annotated as protein spindle-F. The transcript is spliced from 2 exons. The record is from RefSeq and is a predicted model, not a curated record. Lineage: Eukaryota; Metazoa; Arthropoda; Insecta; Diptera; Culicidae. The coding region runs from base 281 to 1447 and encodes 388 amino acids.